AUGGUCGGCGCGGCCGCCUCCGCAGGCUUCUCCGCUCCACCUGACUUUUGUCCCUUUCAGAUGCCUGCGCGCAUGGAUCAACGCUGCAUCUUCAACAUUCUUUGGAGUAGAAUUGAGGGAAAGAGACGGCUAAUCGUCAGAUCCGGUGUCUGUGGACGUUUGGCAAUGUGUGAGUCGCGCCUGAGUCGUUGCUCCGUGACGAAAACCCGAGGCGUGCUGGCAGAACGAUCUAUGCCCACAGCGGCCGCGAUUGGAGGGAUUUUAUUUGAGGCGGAGUUUUUCUGCGAGCUAGUGGAGAAGCAGCAGCAGAAGGAGGCAGCUAAAAGAACAAGCCACUGCAAGCGGCAAGACGUGGAUCAAAGAGGCGAAGCCAUGCGUACCUCCAACAUCAUCCCCAAGUAA
Molecule: messenger RNA, 402 nt
Organism: Leptosia nina
Lineage: Eukaryota; Metazoa; Arthropoda; Insecta; Lepidoptera; Pieridae
Source: the annotation of a GenBank genome assembly